AUGAUGACGGGAUCAUCAAGAAGAGAACACAUUGAAGAAGUUGUGACUAUAGGAGGAUUAGUAGGAUUGCAAUUCAUAUAUGCAGGGAAUUCUGUACUUCUUGGUUAUCUUAUGAUGUUAGGAUUCACAACAGAAUCUCUGGUCAUCUUAAAUUCCUUUGCUACAUUCCUGAUCCUGUUGCCUUUUACGAUUAUUUUCGAGAGAAACUUAUGGCCCAGAAAAUUUACUCUGAAGCUAUGGAUUAAGCUAAUUUUAGCUUCUUUUGGAGGGGUGACAUUGUGUCAGCCUCUGCUCCUGAAGGGAAUAAAUCUCACGUCACCAGCAAUGGGAACCGCCAUGCCAAACCUUGCUCCUGGUUUCAUAUUUUUUAUCGCUUGGCUCUUCAGGUUGGAGAAAGUUGAGUUGGGCUGCAAAUAUAGCAGAGCGAAAAUUGCAGGAACAAUGCUGUGCGUUAUUGGCGCUGUUAUAAUGAGCCUUUUGCAAAGUACCAUGGAUGGUAAAACAGCAAGACAAUCGCAUUCAUUAUCAUCUCAUACCUUAUUUGAUGCACAAAAGAUACUUGGCUGCAUGUAUCUAAUGGUAGCGGUCCUUCUUCUGUCAAGCACUAUUGUCUUGCAGGCGACAAUAUUGGGCGAUCUUCCAGCUCCAAUGUCAAUAACUGCAAUCACAUCUUUGUUUGGAGUGAUAUUGACAGGACUGGUCCAGUGGAUUCAACAUGGUAGAAUAGAGACUGGAUGGCCCUUGUUAAGUUUCAAAACUUUGAUAUGCUAUUCUGCUGUGGCAGGUUGCAUUAGUGGAGUAUGUAUUAGCUUCAAUACAUGGGCAAUGAAGAAAAGAGGGCCAGUUUUAGUCUCCAUAUUUAAUCCAAUUGGAACUGUUAUUGCACUAAUCCUCUCUGUUAUCACCUUGGAGAAGUCCUUCACCAUAGGAAGUCUUGCAGGAAUGUCCAUCAUGUUUGCUGGUCUCUAUACUGUAUUAUGGGCUAAAGAAAAGGAAAAGAUCAUGACAAGUAAUGAAGUACCAAAAGAAAGUGAUGAGCAACAACAACAACAACAAGAGCAACAGAAAGGGCAUCAAGAACCAAUCUUUAAGCAUUAUUGCAAGGUAUGCAAAAGAGGGUUCGGAUGCGCUGGAGCUUUAGGAGGGCAUAUGAGAAGCCAUGCUGUUGGAGAUGCACGUUGGAGUACUAAUAACAAUAAUAAUCAAUCUUCUUCAAGCAGCCUUAAUGAUGAUCAUAAUAAAGAGUUUGGGAUUCCCAAUAAUCUCAGGAGCAAGGUACAUCCCGAUCAUCAUCAUCAUCAACAAGGUGAAAAUGCAAAACAUUCUUACUUCCUCCGAACCAAUACUAAUCGAUUCAUGAGUAACUACCGGAGUAGUUUUAGCGAUGAUCAUCAUGUUCGCGGUGAAAAUAACAUUAAUCAGAGGAGAUCUUUGAUUCCGCGACAUGGCAUCGUUGACAAUGAUCGCGCAGCGGGGAAGUAUUUGUUGUCCCCAAUGUCAUCAUCUGAAUCUGAAGUUGAAGAGGCGAAUCACAUGAUCAUCAAGUCCACAAGAGUGAAAUCCGAUACUAAUUAUCAAGAUCAUGAUCGGCAUUGUUCUGCUUCGAGCGAAGAAGAGGAUCUCGCGAAUUGUUUGGUAAUGCUGUCAAACAGAUCAUUCGUUCUGUCUGAGGAUCAUACUAAUAAGGUGCAGGGGACAAACAAGAUUAGUAGUAGUACUAAUAAUUAUCAUCACGCGGAAAACAACAACAACAACAAAGGUUUGUUCCAAUGUAAAGCUUGUAAGAAAGUGUUCAAUUCACAUCAAGCUUUAGGAGGACACAGAGCAAGUCACAAGAAGGUGAAAGGAUGUUAUGCUUCCAAAUUCAAUGAAAAUGAUGAUCAAUCAUCCAUCAAUGAAGAAGAUUUGAUCAUCAAUCAACAAGCAGAGGAACUUCAUUUCAACCAAUCUGAAAAUCCUUCUGAACAGCCUGCUGCAGAAGGGGUGAUUGAUCUUGAUUAUUCACCUAAUCAUAAUCAUGAUCAGCUUCCAAACAGUACUAAUCCUAAUCAUCAUUCUUCAACAUUGUCAAACAAAAAGUCCAAAUCUCAUCAAUGUUCCAUUUGUCAAAGGGUGUUCUCAUCAGGACAAGCAUUAGGUGGGCACAAAAGAUGUCAUUGGUUGACCUCAAAUUUACCAGACAGUUCCAUCAUACAAAACUUGCAAGAUUUCAACUUUGGUAACACUCAACAACUCUUCAAGAAGCCUCAUAACAUGCUCCCAUUGGCAACGGCUUCAUCAUCCGAGGCGGCCCAACUUGAUCUCAAUUUCCCUCCAAUGCUGAACAAUGCAGCUGAUAAUCUCAACAUGGGAAGUUACUAUGAAGCUCCAGCAAGAACUUUCUUGCAAUUGUGGAAAAAUGAGGAUCAACAACAGGUUGACAAAGAGCGCGAUCAUCAUCAACAGCAGCAGAAGUGUACUAAAAUCGCGGCGAAUAAAUCGAAGAAUGAUGAAGAAGAUGUGGAGGAGGAGGAUUGUAGGAUGAAGAAGAUAGCAAAGUUGAGUGAUCUUAAAGAUUCAGAUUGGUUACAAGUGGGAAUUGCUUCAACAACACAUAUAUAA
Messenger RNA from Oldenlandia corymbosa var. corymbosa, 2601 nucleotides. The record is from the annotation of a GenBank genome assembly. NCBI's taxonomy places the organism in Eukaryota, Viridiplantae, Streptophyta, Magnoliopsida, Gentianales, Rubiaceae.